CGCGUAUGCCAUUAAUAAGUGGUUUAAGUAUAAUAAUUUUAUAAUAAUUUGUUAAAUAUUCUGCUUUAAAUGAUGUUACAAUUUCCUAAACUUAAAUUAAGUAAUUCGCAUUUGUGCAAGUUAUUUGCAUUUUUUUUUUUGGUAACAAUCACCAAAUUUCCAUUCAAGGUUGAUUUCGCAUCACGUGUUGAAAUGUGUUCUAUAUUUACCCUAUUUGGUAUGUAUACGAUAUUUGCUCGACAUGCCGCCUAAUGAAUCUUUAUUUGGUUAAAUAGAAUGUAUCGGUGAAGAAUACCCUACCCUGUAAAUCGUUGCAUAUAGUCCGAGAUGCAAUCUAACAAUCACUAUACCUUCAAUUUGUUAAAGUUUGUUGUGUCAUCUAGUUCACGAUUUCAAGUUUAUGGUAUGUUUUCAUACAGUCCUUUCAAUAUCUUGCUAUGCGCCUUCAUAGUAAGUCAUAUGUCUAUGGACGUAUCUUGUGCAAGUGAUAAUAAGGGCUCUUAUAUGUUCAAUUAUGUAAUCGACACUGGAGGCAUACUGAGUCAACAGACAGAAGAAUCGCACAACAAUGUUGUUCUGGGAUCUUACAGCUUUUUACAACCAGAUGGCAGAAUAAGGGUGGUCCGAUAUAAAGCUGACGCAAAAAAGGGAUUCAUAGCCGAUAUAAAAUACAGAAAACUGUUUCUUAACAAUAAAGGACCAUUAAGAUUUCCAAGAGAUUUUAUGUAUCCACUCAGACUGGCAGAUCCAGUUAGUAUUAUACCAAGACAUUUUUUUGAAUCUCUUCAUAAUCAAAAGAAGUUUCAUGGUUGAGAAAAAAAUUUGAAAAUUGUUAAAAAAAAAGGCUAGUGUUGAAGUGUAUAAUAAUUAUUUGUAAAUAUUUUGUACUUUUUGUGUAAUAUGUGUC
Messenger RNA from Ceutorhynchus assimilis (cabbage seed weevil), 907 nucleotides. NCBI's taxonomy places the organism in Eukaryota, Metazoa, Arthropoda, Insecta, Coleoptera, Curculionidae. The record is from the annotation of a GenBank genome assembly.